AAAAUGGUCAAAUGAAAAGGGACAUUUCUUUCAGUUGUUGCCCAUUUGCUCCACUUCCUUCUUUCAUUUCGCAUCUGCAUGCGUUCUAGUGUGGAUCUAGGCAAAGUGUGAAAGGCAAUACAAAGCAUUAAUAUCUAAGCUCAAAAGUAGUCUUUUAGCAUGUUUAUUAAACAGAUUAUUAUUCAGGGUUUCAAGUCCUAUAAGAAUCAGACUGUAAUUGAACCCUUCAGCGAUCAACAUAAUGUCAUUGUGGGUCGCAAUGGUUCUGGCAAAAGUAACUUUUUUGCAGCCAUUCGCUUUGUCUUAAGCGAUGCAUACACCAACAUGGGCCGUGAAGAACGACAAGCCCUUCUACAUGAAGGUUCGGGUGCUGCAACAAUGUCUGCCUAUGUUGAAAUUAUCUUUGAUAACAGUGACAACCGCUUUCUGACCGGCAAAGACGAGUUGAUCAUGCGUCGUACCAUCGGCCUCAAAAAAGACGAAUAUUCAUUGGAUAAGAAGAGCGCAACAAAGGCAGAUAUUAUGAACAUGCUUGAGAGUGCAGGAUUUUCUAGGUCAAAUCCUUAUUAUAUUGUUCCACAAGGAAGAGUUACCUCACUUACGAAUGCUAAAGACAAUGAACGACUUCAGCUUCUAAAAGAGAUAGCAGGAACUCGAGUAUAUGAGCAACGAAGACAAGAGAGUUUGAAGAUUAUCAGUGAGACAGACACAAAACGACGAAAUAUUGAGGAACUACUUGAGAACAUUGAACAGCGCUUGGAGGAACUAGAGGAAGAGAAAGAGGAACUAAAAUUAUAUCAAGAGCAUGAUCGUCGUAGAAGAUGUCUGGAAUAUAAUCUCUACAGUCGUGAGCUGAAGGACGUUAAUGAUGCGCUUGAAGAGAUGGAGGAGAGUCAUAGACAAAAUCUGGAUGGAUCGAAUAUGCAGCGACGCGACUUUCAAGAAAAGGAGGCGCUAAUAAUUGCUCUAGAGCAGGAGAUUGGCAUGCAGAAGCAACAUAUCGAGUUACUGCAGGCGGAGAAGAGGCAGUUAGACUAUGAACUUGAGUCUCAAAUCAAAGCCAAGGCGCAGAUCGAACUUGAAAUCAAAGAUCAUGAAGAUAAUGCAGAAAUGGGCACGAAUACCAGAAAACGCAAUCAAGAAGAGUUGAGGGUUGUUGAGCUUGACAUUCAAGCAAAAGAACUUGAGCUUUCACAAGUCACCCCGGAGUUUCAAGCCCGCAUGGAAGAGGAGCGUCAGCUCCGCGAGGAGCUACAGCAAGUAGACUUGCAGCGCCAAGCACUCUAUUCAAAGAAGGGGCGCGCCGGUCAGUUUACAUCCAAGGCCCAGCGUGAUGAGUGGAUUCGUACAGAAAUGGAGGAAAUCCAGCAGUCUCAUAGUCAGUUGACAUCUCAAGCAGCUUUGUUAGAGAAAGAUCUCUCAGAACUCAGGUCACGACAGACGAAUGCCACUGAGAGUAUUCAGGCUGUACGUGAACAAGAGGCAGUGCGGCGGAAUGAAAGCGAAAAGCUUGUACAAGAAUUAGGUGCUCUAAAAACAGAACGAGAUCAGUUGACAGACAAGAGAAAGGAUCUAUGGCGUGAGGAUGCCAAGAUGGAAUCGACCUUGAACAAUCUUCGUGAAGAGCACCGUAAAUCAGAGAGAGCUCUGGGCGCUUCGAUAGAUAAACACACCAGUGCGGGUCUUGCGGCUGUCACUAGAAUUGCCAAAAGCUUAAAUCUAGAUGGGGUCUAUGGCCCUCUCUAUGAUCUUUUUGAUGUUGAAGAUCAAUAUGGCAUUGCCGUGAAUGUUAUUGCUGGGGCUAGUUUAUUUUACGUUGUCGUGGAUAAUGAGAUCACUGCAACACGUGUUCUUGAGGCUUUGAACAAGGAGAAGGCAGGCCGUAUUACGUUCAUGCCUUUGAGCCGGCUCAACCCUAAAUCAUCAACCUAUCCAGAAGCUAAUGACGCAAUUCCUAUGAUCAAGAAAUUGAAGUUUGAUCCCAAAUACACAAGGGCGUUUGAGCAAGUUUUUGGUAGAGCAUUGAUUUGUCGCACGCUUGAGAUUGCUGCCACCUAUUCUAGGAGCUACGGUUUGAACGGAGUGACGCUCGAUGGUGACCAAGUUGAUCGCAAAGGAGCACUUACGGGCGGUUAUCAAGAUAACCGCAAUUCACGACUGAACUUGAUUAAGAUUAUCAAAUCCUUCAAUUCAAAAUACCAAGCGGCUUCAGAGCGCAGCCAAGUAAUCAAAAAGGAAAUAACGAACCUGGAUCAGGCCAUUACUGGCAUACUUAACAAAAUACAACUGAUUGAUGUGCGCAGGAAACAAUUGGCCGACAAACGUGAGACUCUGGCAACAGAAUCCAGGUCGCUAAUUAAAGAUGAGGCAUCAUUAAAAGAGUCAAUUGAAGCCAAGGAGAAGGCACACCGUAAUCUGGUAGCUGAUCUCAAGAUUUUGGAGGCGCAAGUGGGAACCCUAGAGAAGGAACUGAAUUCUGAAAUGGUACAAACUCUAUCCGAUGCAGAAAAUCGCUUGUUGAGUGAACUAACCACAAAAAUGGAUAAUAUGAAGGAGAGGCUCUCUGCAUUUGCAUCUGAAAGAUCCAAGGUCGAAACUCGAAAAAACAUCCUUGAAAUCACAUUGGGGUCAAACCUAAGGCCGCGCUUCAAUGAAUUGCAAGAUAAGGUUGAGAGCGGCAUGGCGUUGGACGACGACGCCCUCGAAAAGCAUCGCCAUGAUCUCUCCUCGAUCCUUAAAUCCAUACAAGAGAUUUCUGAUCGCAUCCGAGAAAUUGAUGAUGAGCUUGAAGAGACUGACAAGACCGUUUCAGACAAAGAAUCUGAAUUGGAGAAGCUUCACACUGAACAACAAGAAGAAUCAAGGCAAAUGCGCAGGAUACAAAAAGAUGUUGAAAAGCAUGCUUCCAGACGAAAUCUUUUAUUGCGCCAGAAGGAAGAGUGCACUAAGAACAUUCGUAAUCUUGGUGUCUUGCCAGAAGAUGCCUUUGAAAAGUACAAGAACGUUGCAUCAGAAAAGCUUCUCAAGCAAGUGUAUAAAGUGAAUGAAGAGCUAAAGAAGUAUGGGCAUGUCAAUAAGAAGGCAUUUGAACAGUACAGCAACUUCACAAAGCAGCGGGAUUCUCUCAAUCAACGCAAGGACGAGCUGGAUGCCUCAGAGGCUGCUAUUCGUGAGUUGAUCCAAACACUAGAUCAACGCAAAGAUGAAGCAAUCGAGCGUACAUUCAAGCAAGUCGCCAAAAAUUUUGCGGAUGUAUUUUUGAAGCUCGUACCCGCUGGUCGCGGACGACUGAUCAUGCAGCGCAAGACGGAUCGACAGGCAGCAGACAUGGACGACGAAGAUUCAGACAGUGAUGGGGACCAUGAAACAUCUGCAAUUGAUAAUUAUACAGGCGUUGCAAUUCAAGUGUCAUUUAAUAGCAAGAUGGAUGAAGGAUUGAGGAUGCAACAGCUCUCUGGAGGGCAAAAAUCGCUUGUGGCUCUCACGUUGAUCUUUGCGAUCCAGCAAUGUGAUCCAGCACCGUUCUAUCUAUUUGAUGAGAUUGACGCUAACUUGGAUGCAGCCCAUCGCACUGCAGUGGCGGCCAUGAUCCAUUCGCUUUCAGAACAGGCGCAAUUUAUCACUACGACAUUCAGGCCAGAGAUGCUAGCAAACGCGGAUAAGUUUUAUGGUGUUAACUUCCAGGACAAAGUAUCUGUAGUGAAUGCAAUCACAAAAGAGGAGGCGCUUAACUUUGUCGAACAGGAACAAGCGCGUUAAAGGGGAACAUUACAAGUGCUACUGAACAUUAGAAUCCUUUCUACAUUUGUGAAAUAAAUUGCUG
Messenger RNA from Lobosporangium transversale, 3823 nucleotides. RefSeq names its product RecF/RecN/SMC. Gene Ontology annotation, cellular component: chromosome. The record is from RefSeq and is a predicted model, not a curated record. Gene Ontology annotation, biological process: mitotic sister chromatid cohesion. Gene Ontology annotation, molecular function: double-stranded DNA binding; protein binding; cohesin loader activity. Bases 160 to 3759 code for a protein of 1199 amino acids. The transcript is spliced from 16 exons. Lineage: Eukaryota; Fungi; Mortierellomycota; Mortierellomycetes; Mortierellales; Mortierellaceae.